ACCCCUCCUCAAUAACCGCCGCUCCUCACACCCACGCCCCCAUCGCCGAUGGCAUCUUCUCUCAUCCUCGCCGUCGCCGUCGCGAUGAUAUUCUCGCCGGCGGCAGCUCAAACCUGCAAAUCGCAGAUAUUCUCCAACCACAACGCUUCCUUCGCGAACUGCGAAGAUCUACCGACGCUCAAAGCUUCACUCCACUGGACUUACGAUCCGUCCGCUCGGCCGGAUCCGACUCUCGCAAUCGCCUUCGUCGCACCUCCGGCGAAGCCUGACGGCUGGAUCGCUUGGGCGCUCAAUCCGACCGCCGCAGGUAUGGUCGGCUCUCAAGCUCUCAUAGCCUUCCGAGAUACGAACGGAUCGAUUGUUGUGAAGACGUACAAUAUCUCCUCGUACGGUCCAAUCGCCGAAUCGAAGAUCCGAUACAACGUCCUCAACAAACGCGCCGAGUCUUCGAACGGAACGAUGAGGAUUUUCGCGACGCUCGCAUUGCCGUCGGCCGGAGCGUCGGUGAGCCAGGUAUGGCAGGUCGGAGCGUCGGUGGCGAAUGGCGUUCCGGCGAAGCACGAUUUCUCUCCUGAGAAUCUAAAAUCGACAGGUACUUUGCGAUUGAUUAGUUCGAGUUCAGGCGAUAAGAACGGUAGCGCGCCGGCGACUUCGCCGGCGCCGGAGAGUGGUAGUUGGAGAGUCGGUUGUAACGGCGUUUGGGUGUACGGAAUUACGGCGUUGUUAGGGGUAGUUUUGGGAUUUUAGGUCAAUUUUGGUAUCUCAUUUUACUUAUUUAUUUUUCUUGUUGUUGGAAAAAUAAUACUCCCUCGUCCCGCA
Andrographis paniculata is the source of this 819-nucleotide messenger RNA. RefSeq names its product auxin-induced in root cultures protein 12. The record is from RefSeq and is a predicted model, not a curated record. The transcript has a single exon. NCBI's taxonomy places the organism in Eukaryota, Viridiplantae, Streptophyta, Magnoliopsida, Lamiales, Acanthaceae. Bases 49 to 747 code for a protein of 232 amino acids.